UCAGUGAAUUUGUUACCUCUGCAACCCAAACAUUUGCUACUUCCAAUUUUUCCAGCAACUUGAGUGACUUUUAAUGUGAACAAAUUGAUGAUCCAUUUCCGUUGAAUCUAUUAAUUGUCAAACCAAAUUAAUCUCUAAUUGAGCAAAGUUAUUCUCACCAUAGGACCGGUUAUGGCAAAAAGUAAUUCUAACAAGAAAAACUCCAAUGAGAAAAUCAAUCGCCGUGGGCCUGAAAAGCAGAGAUACUCAGUGAUUCCGAAAUCUCUUCUGUAUUUAGCAAUUUUAAUUCCAACGAUUCUGUUUGCUCCUUUUAUGAAACCAAUACACUUUAAGAGUAGAGAUUACACAGAAUUUCUUGCUGAAUCUUUUGAUGGCGUUUACGCUGAGAAUGAGCUUUUAUCUAAAGCCGAGAAACUGUUUACAAAUCAAUUUGAUGGACCCGAAAGUUUAGCUCCAUUUGAAGGUAAACUCUAUGCCGGAGUUCAAGAUGGACGAAUCCUUGAGAUUUCAAACGAUAAAUACAAAACAUUAACCACCGUCGGAAUAUCUAAUGGAACUUGUCCAGUUUGGAAAGAAAAAGAAUGCGGAAGACCAUUGGGUAAUCGAGUGACCAGUCAGGGUCAAUUGUAUACUAUUGACGCUUAUAAUGGUGUUUUAAAGACAGAAAUCAAAUCGAACAAUCCAAAACCCGAAAUAAUAAUGUCAUCAGACUUGAAGAUUGUCAUUUGAUGAUUUGGUAAUUGAUAGGCGCUUUCAUCGAUGACCGAAAGUUCUUAUUAUGAUCUGAGUGAAGUGGUUCACACGAUGCUUGAUCUUGAUGAAACCGGAAGGGUAAUUAGAUAUGAUGAAGAUACUAAACAAGCGACCAUUGUGAUGAAAGGUUUAGCGUUUCCAAAUGGAAUUGAAUUAACUGACGAUAAAUCGGCAAUUUUAGUCUGUGAAAUCACCAAUAAACGUAUCCUUCGGCAUUAUAUUCGUGGACCUAAACAAGGAAAAACUGAAAUACUGGUCAAUCGAUUACCAGGUGAACCCGAUAAUAUAAGAAGAUCAACUCGAAAAGAUAAAGAAACCUAUUGGGUCGCUAUCGCCAUCGCAAGAACCAACAAAAAUCCUGAGAUUAAUGAUUGGAUUGAAAAUAAACCGAUAUUGAGAGGAUUUGUCAUUCGAUUGGCUCAUUUAGUUGGUACAAUGAUCAAAUUUUUCGGUGAAUUAACUGGAAAUGAUAGUUGGACAUUAAAAGGAUGGGAGAUCAGGAAAAUUAAUGCAUUUCAUUAUCUAACAUUCAGAGGAAUGAUUUUGGAAAUCGAUUCAACCGGUAAUAUCAUCUCUUGCCUUCAUUCACCUGAUGGUACAAUUAACUUACUUUCCGAAGUACGAGAAGUGAUUGAAAACGGGAAGCGAGUCCUCUAUUUGGGUUCCGUUUACAAUAAAUACAUUGGAAAACUAAUUUUACAAUGAAUUUGUUCACUUUGGUUGAACCAGGAAGCCGAUGAAUGAAUCUAUUAGUACCUUAAUUUGAUGAAAAUUAAAAUCAUUUUAUUAUU
Panonychus citri (citrus red mite) is the source of this 1544-nucleotide messenger RNA. RefSeq names its product adipocyte plasma membrane-associated protein-like. The record is from RefSeq and is a predicted model, not a curated record. Lineage: Eukaryota; Metazoa; Arthropoda; Arachnida; Trombidiformes; Tetranychidae. Gene Ontology annotation, molecular function: strictosidine synthase activity. Gene Ontology annotation, biological process: biosynthetic process. The transcript has 4 exons.